AUGGAAGUGAAGGGCUUGGAGAGCAUCAGGAGCAGCCGCCUGUGCUUGAAGACAAGAACGAACAUCUUUGUGUACGCCAAUCUAGCUACGGUAACACAGGCCGAGGAGCAAUGCCGACGUCUAGGCGGACGUUUACCAGCCGGAAGUCAGGAAGUUGAAUGCCUAGAACAAGCCGUUGGCACGGUGGGCGCACACGCUAAUGAAAUCCGGCCGUGGUUGCUGAGACUUUUUGAUAAUCCCGUGAGAGAAGGCGACCGGUAUACUCUGCACAGAGCUGAUGCACCGCCAAAUGAGCAAGCACGCAACAAUGUGGCAUGCGCCUUCAGUCUCAGGGAAUACUUCUGCACCCAGGAAGUAAGCUUGGUCCAUUAUCCACAGGCUAACAUGGAUAGCGCCGAAAAUAUGGCGGCAUUUUGUCAGAAUCAAAAAGCUCGGGUUGCGACUGACGGUGAUAUGAAGUGUGUUGAAGAUUUCAGAUCUGUGAUUCUCUCAGAGACGGGUCACUUUGAACAAAACUUUACUAACCAGUUGUGUGUAGUCAGUACUAAGACAGGGGAAUACGAGUGUGCACAGUCGGGCUCAACGCUCAAGUACUUCCCCCUCGAAUUGACUGUUUCUGAGGCCACGCUGCUUUGUGCGGAGCAUGGCGGUAAUCUGCCCUCGUCCAUCGCAUGCGCCAGAACACUAAUGGCAGAAGUACACGGCAGUCACUCUCCAUUGGCUGCCUGGACGUCGUACGACAAUAAUGGACAGCACCUCGACACGAACAUAGUGUAUAUCAGCAAGACCACCGGUGCUCUAUUAAAGCGCAAGGUUAUUUGCGACCUGCCUUCAGAUCCUCAGCCAGACCCAGCCGCUGUGAAAACACUAACAGAGGAGUUCCAUUGUAAACUCAGCAAUACAAAACUGAGGUACUUCGAUAUCAAAUUAUCUUACGGGCAAGCAGUACGUUUCUGUGCCAAGAUCUACGGAAGCAUACCUUUAAGGACUUCCUGCUCAAGGGACGCCCUCGACUUUAAACUGCCCGUUGUCUGGAUAACGGAAGUUGUUACAUCAGCUGCAUUUCGACGAGCAUCGAAUGGUUCCUACCAUUCCAUAGUUCGCAUUCCUCAAGUGGAACUCAAUGUCGCCUGUGAAUUACCCUACCCGGAAUUAAGAUGUCCAUACUACCCAUCAACCAUCAUCAAAUACUUCCCAGUGGAUAUGACAUUUGCUGAUGCAACUGAUCACUGCCAGAAGAUGAAUGCAAAGAUAGCGUCUAGAACUUUCUGUGUGAAAGACUUUUUCCACACCACAGGCAGCAAGCCGGUGGCCUGGGUGUCAUGGAAACUCGGGAAUCUUCAAUAUGCAACUGACGAGUUUCCAUACAAACUGACAUCUCUGCCCGAAACUAAGCACAAGGUUGUGUGUGAAAUCGCACCGGAGAGCCAGCACUUUUGUCUGAAAACUAGAGCUCACAUUGGUUUGUAUGCCAAUCGUGCCACAUUGAGGCAGGCGAAGGAUCAAUGCAAGCGUCUAGGAGGACGGCUACCCGCUGGAGGUCAAGAGGCAGAUUGCCUAAAGCACGCUCUGAAGAAAGUGAAGCCUGGUUCUCCAGCUAAGGGAACCAAGCCGUGGGUGCAAAACCAUGACGACGACCUGCUCCAUCCCACUGCCAAGAGCAUGUAUACUCUGUAUGAGAGUAACGAACAGAGUCGGCAGUGGUAUGAGCACCACACUGUGGCGUGCGCCUUCAAUCUCAGGGAAUACUUCUGCGUGCGGUCUAUUGAUCCAUACGGAGCACCCAUGGUCCACUAUCCUAACACGACACUGGACAACAUCGAAAAGACCAAGACGUUUUGCGUGGCGCAAGGAGGCCGAGCUGCGAUCGACACACCCGAUGAAAGGCACUGUAUUGCGGAGUUCAGGGACAUAAUUCACAAAGAGACAGGUCACUGGGAAGAAAACCUGGUGAACCAGGUGUGCGUUUUCGGUCCUCAUGAGGUUUUCUGCGACGACUCGUGGCGGAUGCUUAAACUUUUCCCAAAGCGGCUGAAUUAUCGGGAUGCAGCCCGUCACUGCCGUAGACUGGGCGGACAGUUCCCGGAUAGAGAUGAGCAAAACUGUAUACAGCGUAGCUUUCUGUCUCCGCAAGCGCCUCGUCCAUUGUCUGCCUGGCUCGGCUUCCGGGACGGCUAUGGAUUCGUAAUGUCUACUGAUGGCAAUUCGUACACGCCUGAAGAGCUGGGGACGAAGCUAAUGGACUACGUAAUCUGCUCCAUUAAAUGGGGUUACCGCACAAAUGCAACUUACCACGCCAAAGAGAUUGAUCUGGAACUUAGCCCGAACUUCUUAUCCGAUGAAGCUGGACGCAAAUGCCCUGCAGGCACAGUCCACUUUCGCCCCCACGGUUACGUGACCGAUGAACAACUCGCUACAGCUUGUUCAAAUGAUCACCGCCAAAUUGGGGUUGCUGCUGCUUCACUUCGGACUGCUGUUUGA
Molecule: messenger RNA, 2481 nt
Organism: Sycon ciliatum
Lineage: Eukaryota; Metazoa; Porifera; Calcarea; Leucosolenida; Sycettidae
Exons: 11
Coding region: 1-2481 (826 amino acids)
Source: RefSeq, a predicted model, not a curated record